AAAAAAUGAAAGUGGGGGAACAAAUGACGGAUAUUUCAUUAUAUGAUGUAACGUUUGUCAUGAUUCUUAGUUCCUACUUUGUUCCACUAUUAUUCUCUCCCAUUCUUCCCAUAGUGAGAUCUUUUGCAGCAACUUUGUAUAAACAUGUAUGUGAAACUGUGAAUGUAGAUCAACGAAAUUGCUAGUAGUUCGAGAUAUCGGUUAUAUCGAUAUAGUCGUGACAAUUGCAGCAUAUUGCGUCUGUGAGUAAUCACAAGAAAUUUUUGCGAAAAGAUAUUGCUCUGGAGUUUUAAAUAAAUUUUGAUAGAUAUGUGAAUAUCUUUCAAAUACUUAAGACUUAGUUAGUUCAAAAUCAUAAAAUAGCGUACAAAAAUGAUGCUCGCUAGAGUGUGUCGAAGCAGUAUUUCACCAAAUUUAGUUAAUUUACUGAAAACUCCAAUUAAUUCGAAACCUUUUAUUCCGAGAAUUCAAUCCACAAGAUUAUUUGCUAACGAUGGACGAAGCACAUUUGCAAGAUCUACUCGUAAAUCAACUUCUCUUUCAGAACAAGCAAUGGCACCUGCUGGAGAAACAGCAUUUACUAUUGGAAAAGGAGUUGUUGCUGGUGGUGCUGUUAUAGGAUUAGGUUCCUUAUGUUAUUAUGGUUUGGGUUUGUCGCCAUCCAUGGGAGCUAUAGAUUAUGCAAAAUUAUGGCCUCAAUAUGUAAAGGAUAGAAUUAAGACUACAUAUAUGUACCUUGGUGCAUCUAUAAUAACUAGUGCUGCAACUGCAGCAAUAUGUAUACGUUCACCAACUAUUAUGAAUUUAAUAAUGCGUCAAGGGUGGCUUGCCAUGUUCGUAUCUUUAGCAUCUGUUUGGGGUAGUGGAAUAUUGCUACAGUCUAUUCCAUAUAAAGAAGGUUUUGGUGCAAAACAAAUAGCAUGGUUAAUUCACACUGGCACUAUUGGUGCAUUUCUUGCACCUCUCUAUUUAUUUGGAGGACCAUUGGUACUUAGAGCUGCAUGGUAUACUGCUGGUGUAGUUGGUGGUUUAUCAGUAGUAGCAAUUUGUGCACCAAAUGAAAAGUUCUUGAAUAUGGGAGGUCCAUUAGCAAUUGGUUUGGGACUUGUAUUUGCAAGUAGUGUUGGUACAAUAUUUUUGCCACCUACAACAGCUAUUGGAUCUGGCUUAUAUUCAAUAUCCUUAUAUGGUGGUUUGGUGCUAUUUUCAAUGCUUCUUUUGUAUGAUACUCAAAAAAUUAUUAAACAAGCAGAAAAUUACCCAGCUUAUAAUCAUCUUGCAAGGCCAUAUGAUCCAGUUAAUAAUGCAAUUUCAGUUUAUAUGGAUGUAGUAAAUAUCUUUCUAAGAAUUCUCACAAUAUUAGUGAAUGGAGGAAACAGAAGAAAAAAUUAAAAGUGCUUUCCAAUAGGCUAAUUCAAAAAUUAUGGAUUUCCAUUUUCGUAUGAUGUUUGGAAAACGUCGUGAUUUAGUAUUUAAAAUUAUUUUGCAAUAAAUAAGUUUUACAAAUAUAAUCUACUUUAUGUUAUAUCUUAAGAUGAUAUGUAAAUUAUUAGCUUACUUAAAAUAAAAUAUAAAAUAUAAAAAAUAAGUUUUUUUUAAACAUGCAAAGAGGAAAAAUUUAUAUUUCAAUUAUUAGCGAUAAAAUUAAAUGCAUUUUAUUGUCAUUUCUCAAGCAUAUUGUUUGAGAGCAAAGUAAGAUACAACUACUAAGUAUAUAAUUAUAGAUAUUUUAUAAAUUUAAGCUAUUUACUUAAUUUUAAAUUAAGAUACAGUGAAAAGAUUUAUGAAUGUGAUACAAUUGUGCAUAAUAUCAAGGAAUUAUAUUAAUGCAAGUGAAAUAGAUUUAAUGUCAUUCUCAACAUGUUUAAAAUCUAUUGUAAUGAUUGCACAUUAGUUUUAUCAAAGAAAUAUUUAUAAAUUUCACUUAAUUUCUUAAAAUUAUGCGAAAUAUAAUAAUUAUUUUCAAUAGAUAGUAAUAAUUGCUAUCACAUUGCAGAUAAUUACAUUCGUUUAUAUAUUUAUUUGUGUUUAUUCAUACAUGAUCACUAAAAAGGUUUUAUUCUUUCAAAUUAAAAUUAUUUUUUUCUAAGAAAAUAAACUUUAUUUUAAUACGAAAUUCAUUAGUAGGCAGUAGAAGAAUAGAUAAAUGCAAAUAAAUAAUAUAAAAUAAUAUUUCUUGAAAUAUAUCUUCAUUAAUUAAUGAUAAUAUUUAAAUUGAAAAUAUAUCAAUCAUUAUAAUUAAAAAAAUUAAAAGAAU
Apis cerana (Asiatic honeybee) is the source of this 2257-nucleotide messenger RNA. RefSeq names its product growth hormone-inducible transmembrane protein. Gene Ontology annotation, cellular component: mitochondrial inner membrane. Lineage: Eukaryota; Metazoa; Arthropoda; Insecta; Hymenoptera; Apidae. The record is from RefSeq and is a predicted model, not a curated record.